AUGAGAAAUAGGAAGUUCAACGAAGCGCCUCCGCCAUAUCUUAAUGGGGCGUAUCGCCCUCCUUCAGCUCUGGGAGGCGAUAGGGGGUUUCCAUUCGGGUUUCUACUAGGGGCUAGUGCUCCACCUGUUCCGCAGCCCCAUCAUCCAGCACGGCCUGCAACUGUUGACGAGGUGCCUAUGCUUGAUCUAGAUUUGCCGAAAUCCAACGACUACCGUGACAUUGUAAUUAUCGAGUUUGAUCGUGCCCUUUUCCAUACUCCAAGCCCUAACUUGGAUCUGCUGGAACCUACCUCAGCCCGACUUGUCGAAACUGGUCUGGGAGACGAGGGGUGGUGGGAAAGUCCAGCAGUGCUGGAGGCCGCCCGCAACAGUUGUUCGAAUUGGAAUGAGACUCUGGUGGAUAUUCUAAAGGUGGCUAUCUCAUCACCUCAGGUUUUCACUGCGGUGAUCAGUGGGCGCACAGCACAAAACGAGGACCAAAUACGGAAAAUGUUGACUGAAAAGGGCAUUGGAAACAUCGAUUGCUUGGUGCUAGGUGAAUCAGGCCAGCAAAUUAGGCUCAGAAAAACGCAAUUGGUGUCCAGGCUUUGGUCUCAUUUCUAUACAUGCAACCGACUAACGGUAUACGAGGGCAGGCCGAAAGACGCGAAAGCGUUGCGAAAUUUACUUCCAGCUCUGGCGACCGAGGCCCGCAAUGGACUCAUAUUGAAAGAAGUCGUUGCUCCAUUAGUGCUGCUUCCGCCGCGUGAAGAAAGGAGCUUCCUUGAAGCGGCGGUUCUUCGAUACAACGAGAAAAACCCCAAGCCAAUUGUCGCCGAGGUCACCAAAAACGGCUGUAUUUAUCGCCUGGUCCCAGAGACUCGUGAUUUAAUCCUGCAAAAAGUCCAAGAGAUAAUAAAUCCAGACCAGAUCAUCUUAAAUCCGGCCAAAUCAAGCAAUUCAUCAACCGAGGAAAAUGCCGAGAUCGAGGUUAGCUGGAACUUUGUAGACGCAAUUAUUGAGGGCGGCAUCUUGAAACUGAACUUGGCUGUGUCGAACGAAAAUAUCCAAUUCUUGGUAUGCGGGAGACUCUCGACGCCGGACGGACCAGUUAAUUGGUAUGACGGUACAAGUGCGUAUACAGCCAGGCGGAUCGUUGAUCGACGUCUAUAUCUGCGAACAUGA
This is a messenger RNA of Wickerhamiella sorbophila, 1164 nucleotides long. RefSeq lists its product as uncharacterized. Lineage: Eukaryota; Fungi; Ascomycota; Dipodascomycetes; Dipodascales; Trichomonascaceae. The coding region runs from base 1 to 1164 and encodes 387 amino acids. The transcript has a single exon. The record is from RefSeq and is a predicted model, not a curated record.